AUGUCGUCUCCCCAGCAGCGGUUAUCUUCGGUCGCCAACCAAUUGGCCCUGCCUUCACCCAAGCAGCGUAUCCUCGCGAAGAACGCCGACGAUGUGGUCAUCACCUACCUCGCACGUACACCCCUCACCAAGGCCCGCAAAGGUGGAUUGAAGGAUACCGGCAUCGACAACCUCCUAGUCUCGCUGCUCACCACCGUGCGCGAGAACUCCAAGAUUGACCCCAACCUCGUCGAAGAUGUCAGCGUUGGUAACUGCCUCGCUCCGGGUGCCGCCUACGUCGCCCGCUCCGCCGUGCUCGCAGCCGGAUUCCCCGUCACAACCGCCGCCUCGGUCUGCAACCGAUUCUGUUCUUCAGGUCUCCUGUCCAUCCAGAACAUUGCCAACCAGAUCAUCGCGGGCUCGAUCGAGGUCGGUAUCGCCGUCGGAGCUGAGAGCAUGAGCACCAACGCUGAUGGCGGUGCCCCCGAAAUGACGGACCGCAUUACCUCGCAUCCUAUCGCUUCACAGAACUCACAGCCUAUGGGCCAGACAUCCGAGAACGUGGCGUCGCAGUUCGGUAUCUCACGCGAGCAGCACGAUAAGUUCGCUGCGGCCAGCUACCAGAAGGCUGAGCGUGCGCAGAAGGCUGGAUGGUUCGAGGAUGAGAUCGUUCCUGUUAAGACUCAGAUCAAGGAUCCCAAGACUGGUGAGGUCAAGGAUAUUAUCGUGGACCGUGAUGAUGGUAUUCGGUAUGGUACUACCGCCGAGUCAUUGGGCAAGAUUCGCUCUGCAUUCCCUCAGUGGACGCCAAGUGCUACCACUGGUGGCAACGCUAGCCAAAUUACUGAUGGCGCUGCGGCUUUGGUCCUGAUGAAGCGCUCCCGUGCUUUGGAAUUGGGACAGCCUAUUGUUGCCAAGUUCGUUGGUGCCACUGUGACUGGAUUGGAGCCUAGAAUUAUGGGUAUUGGCCCAUCGCUCGCUAUUCCCAAGAUCUUGGGCAAAUUCAGCUUGUCCAAGGAUGAUGUUGAUAUCUUCGAGAUUAACGAGGCAUUUGCUUCUAUGGGUGUCUAUUGUGUUGGCAAGCUGGGACUCGAUGAGGCCAAGGUGAACCCGCGUGGUGGUGCUAUUGCAUUUGGCCACCCAUUGGGUGCUACUGGCGCACGCCAGGUUGUUACCGCACUGUCCGAGCUGCGCCGCCAAGAUAAGCGCGUAGCUGUAACCUCCAUGUGUGUCGGAACCGGCAUGGGUAUGGCCGGUAUCUUCGUUUCAGAGCAUUAA
This is a messenger RNA of Penicillium verhagenii, 1257 nucleotides long. Its product is annotated as putative peroxisomal 3-ketoacyl-coA thiolase (Kat1). Gene Ontology annotation, biological process: phenylacetate catabolic process; fatty acid beta-oxidation. The coding region runs from base 1 to 1257 and encodes 418 amino acids. Lineage: Eukaryota; Fungi; Ascomycota; Eurotiomycetes; Eurotiales; Aspergillaceae. The transcript has 6 exons. Gene Ontology annotation, molecular function: acetyl-CoA C-acyltransferase activity. The record is from RefSeq and is a predicted model, not a curated record. Gene Ontology annotation, cellular component: peroxisome.